AUGAGUAAGCUCGCCGUCGACACCCUCAACGAGGCCAUCGAGGCCAUCCUCACUCAGUCGAAGGAAAAGAAGAGGAAUUUUGUAGAAACUGUGGAGCUUCAGAUCUCGCUCAAGGACUAUGAUACCCAGAGGGACAAGCGUUUCAGCGGUAGCGUAGUGCUGCAGAACGUUCCCCGUCAGCGCCUUCGCGUCUGCGUGUUCGGUGACCAGGUGCACUGUGACCAGGCCAAGAGCCUUGGAAUCGAUUACAUCGACCUUGAGGGUCUCAAGAAGUUCAACAGGAACAAGACCCUCGUCAAGAAGUUGGCCAACAAGUACGGUGCCUUCCUCGCCUCGCAGGCGCUCCUGCCGCAGAUUCCCAGGUUCCUCGGACCCGGACUCAACAAGGCGGGCAAGUUCCCCACCCAACUGACCCACAGCGACAACAUGGAGGACAAGGUCAGGGAGAUCAAGGCCAGUGUCAAGUUCCAGCUGAAGAAGGUGCUCUGCAUGGGUGUCGCCGUUGGAAACGUCGAGAUGUCCCACGAGCAGCUGAGGGCGAACAUCGUUCUCGCCAUCAACUACCUUGUCAGUCUGCUCAAGAAGAACUGGCACAACGUGCGUGGUCUCACCAUCAAGAGCACCAUGGGUAAGCCGCAGAAGAUCUACGGCUGA
This is a messenger RNA of Babesia ovata, 654 nucleotides long. RefSeq names its product 60S ribosomal protein. The transcript has 3 exons. Gene Ontology annotation, molecular function: RNA binding; structural constituent of ribosome. Gene Ontology annotation, cellular component: large ribosomal subunit. Gene Ontology annotation, biological process: translation. The coding region runs from base 1 to 654 and encodes 217 amino acids. Lineage: Eukaryota; Apicomplexa; Aconoidasida; Piroplasmida; Babesiidae. The record is from RefSeq and is a predicted model, not a curated record.